This is a messenger RNA of Equus caballus (horse), 603 nucleotides long. It is a transcript of the gene PLA2G10, whose product is annotated as phospholipase A2 group X. NCBI's taxonomy places the organism in Eukaryota, Metazoa, Chordata, Mammalia, Perissodactyla, Equidae. Gene Ontology annotation, biological process: arachidonate secretion; phospholipid metabolic process; lipid catabolic process. The record is from RefSeq and is a predicted model, not a curated record. Gene Ontology annotation, molecular function: phospholipid binding; calcium ion binding.
GGGGGUCGGCCCGGGCUCGGCGACCGCGGCGGUCCGCCGGGGCGUCCCACACCUGCUGCCGUCUGGUGGGUCGGCUGCCUCUGCGCCUCACAAUGCUGCCGGUGGUGGUGGUGGUGCUGUUGCUGCUGGGACGCGUGCUCUGGCUCAGCGAGGCCUCCCACGUUCACCGGCGUGGGCUCCUAGAACUGGCAGGCACCGUGAGUUGUGUUGGCAGCCGCAGCCCCAUUGCCUAUGUGAACUACGGCUGCUACUGUGGCCUGGGUGGCAAUGGCUAUCCCGUGGACGACAUUGACAGGUGCUGCUAUAAACAUGACUGCUGCUACAUCCGCGCUGAGAAGGCUGGCUGCUACCCCAAGACCGAGAGCUACUCCUGGCAGUGUGUCCAACAGACCGUCGUGUGUGAACCAACGGCGGACAAAUGCCAAGAACUCAUGUGCAAGUGUGACCAGGAGUUCGCUUACUGUUUAGCCCCAACUACAUACAACUUAAAGUACCUUUUCUACCCCCAUUUCUUAUGUGGCAUAGACUUACCCAAGUGUGACCAACUACACUGACUUCAAAUGUCCUUUUGCACAAGGAAAUAAAACUCAUUUUCACUAUCAA